AUGGACCAUCAAGUAUCUCUUCUACCAUCCACCACCACCGGUCUCUCGUUCAAGGUUCAUCGCCAUCAGCCGGAGCUAGUCACUCCGGCUAAGCCAACACCACGAGAGCUCAAGCCUCUUUCCGACAUAGACGAUCAACAGGGACUUAGGUUUCAAAUUCCGGUUAUCUUUUUCUAUAGACCAAACGUUACAAGUAAUCAUGACCCCGUCCAAGUGAUCAAGAAAGCUCUUGCCGAGACGCUGGUUUACUAUUACCCGUUCGCUGGUAGGCUCCGUGAAGGACCAAACCGGAAACUCGCCGUGGACUGUACCGGAGAAGGCGUUCUGUUCAUCGAAGCCGAUGCGGACGUGGCGUUUGCUGAGUUGGAGGAAGCUGAUGCUCUUCUCCCUCCUUUUCCUUGCCUUGAAGAGCUUCUCUUUGAUGUCGAGGGUUCGAGUGAGUUGCUUAACACUCCUUUGCUUCUUGUCCAGGUCACGCGCCUGAAAUGUGGAGGGUUUAUCUUUGCACUGCGUUUCAACCACACCAUGACCGAUGGAGCCGGUCUGUUCCUCUUUUUGAAAUCACUUUGCGAGUUGGCGUGUGGGUUACACGUGCCCUCGGUUCCACCUGUUUGGGACCGACAUUUGCUGAUUGCGAGUGCCUCCGCGAGUGUGACCCACAUGCACCGCGAGUAUGAACAAGAGGUCGAUACCGAUGCGAUACCUAUCGGAGUCCCUUUGGUUAGUCGGUCUUUCUUUUUUGGAGCGAGAGAAUUCUCCGCUAUAAGGAGACUUCUCCCGCCGGAUCUCCAUAAUACUACUUUUGAAGCGUUGACUUCAUUUUUGUGGCGUUGUCGGACUGUUGCAUUGAAUCCUGAUCCUGACACCGAGAUGCGAAUGACGUGCAUCAUUAACUCGCGUGCGAAAUUUAGCAACCCACCACUUCCACAAGGCUACUAUGGAAACGCUUUUGUCAUUCCUGUAGCGAUAGCGACCGCUAGAGAUCUGAUGGAAAAACCGCUUGAGUUUGCUCUGAGGUUGAUACAAGAGGCAAAGUCAAGCGUGACAGAGCACUACGUUCGGUCAGUGACAGCCUUAAUGGCAACUAGAGGCCGGCCCAUGUUUGUGACGGCUGGAAACUACAUAGUGUCAGAUUUGAGACAUUUUGAUUUCGGAAAAGUUGAUUUUGGGCCAUGGGGCAAGCCGGUGUACGGUGGAACCGCUAAGGCCGGUAUCGCAGUUUUCCCGGGAGUGAGCUUCUACGUACCGUUCAAGAAUAAAAAAGGAGAGACGGGAACCGUCGUGGCAAUUAGCUUGCCGGUUCCUGCUAUGGAGAGGUUCGUGAAAGAGCUUGACCAUUUGUUAAAACAGCGAGCACGUAUCUAA
Messenger RNA from Arabis nemorensis, 1365 nucleotides. The record is from the annotation of a GenBank genome assembly. Lineage: Eukaryota; Viridiplantae; Streptophyta; Magnoliopsida; Brassicales; Brassicaceae.